CCCUCUCUUCCAGAUUGGAGUCGGCCAUUUCAACUCCGCAGGCAAACCCCAGCGACAGAAGUGAGCGGGACUCCGUCUGAUAACACCUGAAGAUGAGUGAGACAGCUAUUUCCUUCGCCAAGGACUUCUUGGCUGGUGGUAUUGCCGCUGCCAUCUCCAAAACCGCAGUAGCCCCCAUCGAGAGAGUCAAGCUUCUCCUCCAGGUACAACAUGCCAGCAAACAGAUUUCAGUGGACAAGCAGUACAAGGGCAUUGUGGACUGUGUGGUCCGCAUCCCCAAAGAGCAGGGCUUCCUCUCGUUCUGGAGGGGGAACCUGGCCAACGUCAUCCGAUACUUCCCCACUCAGGCCCUCAACUUUGCUUUCAAGGACAAGUACAAGAAGAUUUUCCUUGACGGCGUGGACAAGCGCACGCAGUUCUGGAGAUACUUUGCGGGUAACCUGGCGUCUGGCGGAGCGGCCGGAGCCACGUCGCUCUGCUUCGUCUACCCCCUCGACUUCGCCAGAACACGUCUGGCUGCUGAUGUCGGCAAAGGCGGAAAGGAGCGUGAGUUCAAAGGCCUGGGAGACUGCUUGGUGAAGAUCUUCAGGUCUGAUGGCCUCAAGGGUCUGUACCAGGGCUUCAGCGUCUCAGUGCAGGGCAUCAUCAUCUACAGAGCUGCUUACUUUGGCGUCUACGACACAGCAAAGGGCAUGCUUCCAGACCCCAAGAACACACACAUUUUUGUCAGCUGGAUGAUUGCUCAGUCCGUGACCGCGGUUGCUGGUCUCGUGUCCUACCCCUUUGAUACCGUCCGUCGUCGUAUGAUGAUGCAGUCUGGACGCAAAGGAGCUGACAUCAUGUACACCGGCACCCUCGACUGCUGGAGGAAGAUUGCGCGUGACGAGGGCUCCAAGGCCUUCUUCAAGGGAGCCUGGUCUAAUGUGCUCAGAGGCAUGGGUGGCGCCUUUGUACUUGUCUUGUAUGACGAGCUUAAGAAAGUCAUCUAAGUUAUUUUUGUAUGUCCGCUGUUCAUGUUGUGAAGUUUAACUGUAACAUAUCUUGUACAUUUGGAUGGACUUAAAUGGCGCGCUAUAUUUUUCGGGACCAACUAGUAUUUUCUACUAGUUGUACCGGGGGAAUCUGUUAUGCACUCUUCUCUUGGCCCAUGCUUUUUUUUUCUUUCUUGUUUCGACCCUCACCAGAAUUUCAUUCCCUGAACACAGGAACCUUACUGGAAAAAGAGAAAUAAACACAACCUACUGAGUGA
This is a messenger RNA of Chelmon rostratus (copperband butterflyfish), 1249 nucleotides long. Its product is annotated as ADP/ATP translocase 2. The coding region runs from base 93 to 989 and encodes 298 amino acids. The transcript is spliced from 4 exons. NCBI's taxonomy places the organism in Eukaryota, Metazoa, Chordata, Actinopteri, Chaetodontiformes, Chaetodontidae. Gene Ontology annotation, cellular component: mitochondrial inner membrane. Gene Ontology annotation, molecular function: ATP:ADP antiporter activity. Gene Ontology annotation, biological process: mitochondrial ADP transmembrane transport; mitochondrial ATP transmembrane transport. The record is from RefSeq and is a predicted model, not a curated record.